GUCUAGUCUCAGAGAUCCGGUCUGCCUGCACUUCCACUCAAAUCCAUCUGUACAGAGACUGACACUCCUCUUCCUCAUCUUCCUCCAGACCAGCAUCAUUUCAGCGCCUGCUUCGACGACAUCAAGCCAUGGCUGUUACCGGCUGCUCUCAGUGCAUCAAAUAUAUGCUUUUCUUCUUAAACUUCAUUUUCUGGCUGGCUGGUGGAGUGAUUCUGGGUGUAGCUCUGUGGCUUCGCCAUGACAGUCAGACCAGUAACCUCCUAAUGCUCCAGUUUGAAGGGAAUCAAGCACCAGGAACCUUUUAUAUCAGUGUGUAUGUUCUCAUAGCGAUUGGGGCUGUAAUGAUGUUUGUGGGGUUCCUCGGCUGCUAUGGAGCUAUUCAGGAAUCUCAAUGUCUCUUAGGAACGUUCUUCACAUGUUUAGUGAUCCUCUUCGCCUGUGAGGUGGCAGCAGGAAUAUGGGGCUUUAUUAACAGGGACACAAUCUCCACUGAGCUCAUUAACUUCUAUGAUACUGCAUACAUUAAAGCUGUGGAUCCUGUGGAGACAACAUCCAAACAGGCAGCUGCCAAAGUCCUGGAGGUCUUCCAUGACACACUUGAGUGCUGUGGUAAAGGGGAUGAUAAUGAACUCUUCACAGCUGUCCAGGCCUCUCUGUGUCCCAAGAAGACCAACCCAGUCGACCUGCUCAUCUCUCAGAGUUGCCACACGAAGCUAAGGGACCUGUUCUCUGAGAAACUCCAUGUCAUUGGAUUGGCCGCCCUAGUGAUCGCUGUCAUUAUGGUUUUUGAGAUGAUCUUCACCAUGGUUCUCUGCUGUGCAAUCCGCAAUGCUCCUGCAUACUGAGUUGCUGGAUGAAGACCAGGCCGAUCAACAUUGUUUGAUUUUUCCUAGUGA
Messenger RNA from Rhinichthys klamathensis goyatoka, 896 nucleotides. RefSeq names its product CD81 molecule b (gene cd81b). The record is from RefSeq and is a predicted model, not a curated record. Gene Ontology annotation, cellular component: membrane. The coding region runs from base 129 to 845 and encodes 238 amino acids. The transcript has 8 exons. Lineage: Eukaryota; Metazoa; Chordata; Actinopteri; Cypriniformes; Leuciscidae.